This is a messenger RNA of Lotus japonicus, 1017 nucleotides long. Its product is annotated as thaumatin-like protein. The record is from RefSeq and is a predicted model, not a curated record. Gene Ontology annotation, cellular component: extracellular region. The transcript has 2 exons. Gene Ontology annotation, biological process: defense response. NCBI's taxonomy places the organism in Eukaryota, Viridiplantae, Streptophyta, Magnoliopsida, Fabales, Fabaceae. The coding region runs from base 89 to 844 and encodes 251 amino acids.
CCACCAUCCCUCUAUAAAAUAUAAGGCCUGCCAAACGGCAAAAGAGGCUAGCUCUUCAGUACUCCAUCUCCAUUCCCAGUUCACAACCAUGGCCUCAAUGCCGAGGUCCCUUUUCACCAUUCUCUUCCUCACCCUCUUCCUCAUCUCCCACAUUUCAGUGCUCAAGGUUUCAGCAGCAGCAGCAAUAUUUUACAACAAAUGCCCCCACCCAGUUUGGCCAGGCAUCCAACCAGGCGCAGGAAAGCCCGUUCUGGCCCGCGGAGGCUUCAAGCUCCUACCAAACAAGGCCUACUCUCUCCAACUCCCCGCCCUCUGGUCCGGCCGCUUCUGGGGUCGCCACGACUGCACCUUCGAUGCAUCCGGCCGCGGCCACUGCGCCACCGGCGACUGCGGAGGCUCAAUCUUCUGCAACGGCCUCGGUGGGGCCCCACCGGCGACGCUGGCGGAGUUCACCCUGGGAAACGACCAGGAUUUCUACGACGUGAGCCUGGUGGAUGGGUACAACCUUCCGAUCUCGAUCACUCCGUUGAAGGGAUCUGGGAAGUGCAGCUAUGCGGGGUGCGUGAGGGACCUGAACAUCAUGUGUCCGGUGGGCCUGCAGGUGAGGUCGCGUGACAACAAGCGCGUGGUGGCUUGCAAGAGUGCUUGCGCUGCUUUCAACUCUCCUAGGUACUGCUGCACGGGGUCUUAUGGAAGCCCACAGUCCUGCAAGCCCACGGCUUACUCGAGAAUCUUCAAGACCGCAUGCCCAAAAGCCUACUCCUAUGCCUACGAUGACCCUACAAGCAUUUCCACUUGCACACACGCUAGCUAUUUGAUCACUUUCUGCCCACACCACCGCUGAACUCACUUUCUACUCUCUACGUACGUACUUAGCUACUACCCUAGCUUUCCUCAUAUUGUAUUUUCCUUUUGUUUUGUUUUUUCAAUUCUGUUCUGUCGAUGCGUCUCUUAAAAUGUACUAGUACUAUUUAGCGAUUCAUACUAUAUGGUGGUUCAGCUUUGGUUCUUUCUUAA